Molecule: messenger RNA, 3506 nt
Organism: Macaca mulatta (Rhesus monkey)
Lineage: Eukaryota; Metazoa; Chordata; Mammalia; Primates; Cercopithecidae
Gene: PTPN18
Product: protein tyrosine phosphatase non-receptor type 18
Biological process (GO): protein dephosphorylation
Cellular component (GO): nucleus; cytoplasm
Molecular function (GO): non-membrane spanning protein tyrosine phosphatase activity
Source: RefSeq, a predicted model, not a curated record
GGGCGGGGGCUCCGUCUCCGGCCUCCGCCUCCCGCGGCGUCCACACUCGCGGCGGCCGGGCUGGACCUCGCUGGCCCGCGGCGCCAUGAGCCGCAGUCUGGACGCCGCGCGGAGCUUCCUGGAGCGGCUGGAGGCGCGGGGCGGCCGGGAGGGGGCCGUCCUCGCCGGCGAGUUCAGCGACAUCCAGGCCCGCUCGGCCGCCUGGAAGGCUGAUGGCAUGUGCUCCACCAAGGCGGGCAGUCGGCCAGAGAACAUGAGGAAGAACCGCUACAAAGACGUGCUGCCAUAUGAUCAGACGCGAGUAAUCCUCUCCCUGCUCCAGGAAGAGGGACAAAGCGACUACAUUAAUGGCAACUUCAUCCGGGGCGUGGAUGGAAGCCUGGCCUACAUUGCCACUCAAGGACCCUUGCCUCACACCCUGCUAGACUUCUGGAGACUGGUCUGGGAGUUUGGGGUCAAGGUGAUCCUGAUGGCCUGCCGGGAGAUAGAGAACGGGCGGAAAAGGUGUGAGCGGUACUGGGCCCAGGAGCAGGAGCCGCUGCAGACUGGGCUUUUCUGCAUCACUCUGAUAAAGGAGAAGUGGCUGAAUGAGGACAUCAUGCUGAGGACCCUCAAGGUCACAUUCCAGAAGGAGUCCCGUUCUGUGUCCCAGCUACAGUAUAUGUCCUGGCCAGACCGUGGGGUCCCCAGCAGUCCUGACCACAUGCUUGCCAUGGUGGAGGAAGCCCGUCGCCUCCAGGGAUCUGGCCCUGAACCCCUCUGUGUCCACUGCAGUGCGGGCUGUGGGCGAACAGGUGUCCUGUGCACCGUGGAUUAUGUGAGGCAGCUGCUCCUGACCCAGAUGAUCCCACCUGACUUCAGCCUCUUUGAUGUGGUCCUUGAGAUGAGGAAGCAGCGGCCUGCGGCCGUGCAGACAGAGGAGCAAUACAGGUUCCUGUACCACACGGUGGCCCAGAUGUUCUGCUCCACGCUCCAGAAUGCCAGCCCCCACUACCAGAACAUCAAAGAGAAUUGUGCCCCACUCUACGACGAUGCCCUCUUCCUCCGGACUCCCCGGGCACUUCUCGCCAUACCCCGCCCACCAGGAGGCGUCCUCAGGAGCAUCUCGGUGCCCGGGUCCCGGGGCCACGCCAUGGCUGACACCUACGCGGUGGUGCAGAAGCGCGGGGCUCCAGCGGGCGCCGGGCCGGGACCGGAGACCGGGACGGGGGCGCGCAGCGCGGAGGAGGUGCCGCUCUACAGCCAGGUGACGCCGCGCGCCCAGCGGCCCGGGGCGCACGCGGAAGACGUGCGGGGCACGGUGCCUGGCCGCGUUCCUGCUGACCCAAGUCCUGCCGCAUCUGGCGCCUACGAGGACGUGCCGGGUGGAGCUCAGACCGGUGGGCUAGGUUUCAACCUGCGCAUUGGGAGGCCGAAGGGGCCCCGGGACCCCCCUGCUGAGUGGACCCGGGUGUGAGUCUGCGCCAGCUCCUGCCUGUUGCCUCGUGUGAGCUCGGACUGCUGUGUGCAGAAUGGAAACAGUGCGCCUGAAUCAAAAUAAAUGUUUCUCAGGGUGGGAAAUGCGGGGGCUUUGCCCGUGACUGUAGAAUUCAAAGCUUGAGGCUGGAGGAGGUAGGUUUGGUAUAAUGGCUGGUGAGGCUGCACGGAGCAGAUUCAAGAAAGAAGAUCGGGAAGGGGCAUGGCCCCCGAGUUAUGAAGGGAAGAAUGGACAGAUGAGCUUCCAGAGACUUCUCACCACAUAACACACUAGUCCAUCCUCAGCACCUGAGCCUGCCUCACUUGAACACUCAGGGGACCACACAGAGAAAUGGAUGGACCCCUCGCCAUCCAGGCAGACCGAUAAAAAGACUUCCAGAUAGGCAGACAGACGGGUGGACCACCAACCUGGACAGACAGCCACACCUUCAGAGAUACAGUCCACAGGUGGACAAAGGGACCCCCAGCCAGAGAGACCACCAAACAGAGCCCCCAAAAGACAGACACCUCUGCCAGCUGGACAGCCGGGUGGACCCCUAAGUUAGACAGAUGUAAACAGAUCUCCAGCUGAACAGAUACACAGACUUCUCAGACCCUACCCCUAUCCCCCAGGUGGGCUGGCUGGCUGAAAAGACCUUCUGGCCAGACAGACUCCUAACCAACCAGAUGGACUGCCAGACAGACAGACAUCAGCCACAUGGAAUCCUGACAUCCCAGCCAGCCAGCCAGACUCUCAUCUUGAUGGGUAAACCCCAGUUGGUUGGUCAGACGUGAUCCUCCAGAUUGACAGAGAAGUCCCCCAAAUGAGUACAUAUCUCCAGCUAUUCAGACAGAUGGACCCCCAGCAAAUCAGGCCCUAUCUAGACCCCAGCCAAACAGACCCCCCAACCAAACUGACCCCUUGCUGUUCACAUAGCCUCCCGAGUAGCUGGGACUACAGGUCUAAUUUUUUUUUUAUUUUUUAGAGAUGAGUUUGCCAUGUUGCCCAGGUUAGUCUCGAACUCCUGAGCUAAAGCAAUCCUCCUGCCUUAGCCUCCCAAAGUGCUGAGAUUAUAGGUGUGAGCCACCAGGCUCAGCCCUCUAAGAUUUGAAACACUUUAAAUGGCCCUAGCAGGUUUUAUCCUGCUAGGAUAAAACAUUAAGCAGCUGUUAAAAAAAAUAAAAAAUAAAAAAUAAAAGAAACCGCCUCCUGUGCACUGGUGUGGACAAAUCUCCAAGUCACUGCAAAAUGGAAGAAUACAAGAUGCUUUCUCCUGGAACCUCAAGGGUCCCGCCCCUCUCACCUUCAGGUCUCUGGACCUCUGACUGACACUGUGCCUGCCCAGGUCCCUGUCUGUACCGCCACAGUGCCCUGGGUCCCAUGUCCACCUCUGUCCUGCCCUUCUCUGGGUGAGGGCUGGCCUUCCCCUGCCUCUGCCUGGCUGCAUCCUUGGUCGAUCUCAAGUGCCUUGGCAUGAACUCCACUCUCCUGCAGCCUUUAAUCAGGGUAUGAUGGGGGAUGUGUUCAUACCCCCCCACCCCACCCCUUGGCCGGGUGAUGCUGAGAUGUGGAUUUUUAACAGUUCCCAGACUUUUCCAGGAGGCUUGGGUUGGGUGGCCACAGUGGGAGCUGGUGUGAUAUACCUUCGCUGGCCGCCUUUCCUUCCUGUUCUCUGUGCCCCUACUUCCCACUCUAGAACUGCCCUGUUUCUCUGUUUUCAUGAAAGAGCUGGCCCUGUGCUGCUUCCCACUCUCCCAAUGCCCCUGCCUCUCCUGUGAGCCUGCUGCUGGUGAGGUUGGUGCUGACCUCUGUGUUGCUGGAUAAUGAGUCAUUUAUCUCUGGAGGAGAGGAAAGGCAGGUCCUCCACAGCCCUGAUAAAAUCUCCAAGUCUUACAGUUUCAGGUCCUUCUCCUGGGAUGCAAUCCUACUGCCUGCCCAGGUGGCACGGUCCACAUCCCCUCUUCUUGGGAAUAGGGGCAUGGGAAAGUGACAGAAGAUACUGUUCUGGCUGCUGUGUUCACUGUGAGUAAUAAAUUGUCCAUUUCCCCGA